Molecule: messenger RNA, 4156 nt
Organism: Hippoglossus stenolepis (Pacific halibut)
Lineage: Eukaryota; Metazoa; Chordata; Actinopteri; Pleuronectiformes; Pleuronectidae
Gene: matr3l1.1
Product: matrin 3-like 1.1
Exons: 22
Coding region: 185-3769 (1194 amino acids)
Molecular function (GO): RNA binding; zinc ion binding
Source: RefSeq, a predicted model, not a curated record
GUGGCGGUACAGCAGCAGGGGUUUGCUCAGCAAACAGAAGAAGAAGAAGCUGAAGAUUUCUUCCUCUUGACUUUUUAUUUUUCGCUUCGUUAAAAAAUCGCGUUUUUUGUCUCGUGAACGUUUUUGUUGUCGUCGUGUCGCUUGUGUGACGUCAGUCUUUGCUUUGAGGAACACUUCGUCCAUCAUGUCUCACAACUACAGACCGCCUGACUCCGACCUCAGACCUGAUCCUGCUGCGUACUCUUCAGAUCGGCGUCACACAUCGCUGGACCGCCGCUGUUACAGGCCGCCGCAGGCGUCUUUCUCUCCAUCCUUCCCGUCCUCUUCCUCCUCCAGAGGCUCGGCUCAGUGGUCGCAGGACGGUGCUCUCAGCAUCCUGAGCAGCUGUGGUCUGGAGCCCAGCGACUUGUCUCUGCUGGCCGAGCUGCCAGAGGACGUCCUGACGGUGGAGUCCCUGCCUCAUGUCCUCAAUCAGCUCAAAGGAAAGAGAGGGAGCGUUAAACCUUUCCCCACCAACGCUCCUUCCUCCUCCUCUUCCUCCUCUUCCUCCUCUCAUCCUCCCAGCUCCGUGCAACGAUGUGCCGUCAGCUCCUCCUCCAGAGACUGGGAUCAGCUCCGCAGUCAACCAGUCCAGUACCCGCUGGGUCAGGUACCGUCCCGUCCUCUUCCAUCUGAGAAGGUUCAGGACCACUGGGGGAAUCCCAGAACCAGCAGCUCGCUCAGAGCAGACCCACCGUCAUUCUCGUCUUCGUCGUCCAGCUACGUGGUGGACUUCCACCACCGACCGGGACCCUCUGAUUAUGGUACGACAGGCAGAGCCGCUCGUUCAGUGUCCUCACGGGACCGACCCUCUGUCAGGUCGGCAGCACCAAACGACUGGACUUGUCCUUCCCGUGUCUCUGAGUCAGGGUCGGCCGGUUACAGGUCAGCUCCUCCCCCUGAAGGGCACCAACCUCCACCUCAGGGGAGACGCCCCGAGUGCGAAGGCUCUUCCAUCAGGAGCAGCCGGCUCGCCGUGGCCGCCUCCAUGCCCUCCACGAAAGAAGCCCUGGACUUCCACGGCAAGCUGCCACAGGCGUUCCCGUACUCGUGCUCUCUGUGUGAUAUCACUGUGCUGUCAGAGAGGGUCUGGACCAAACACAUCAACGGCACUUACCAUGCAGACGGUCAGCUCCGCCUGCUGCAGCGGUUUCCUACGUGGGACUGUCGGAUGGAGACGGUCAACAGGGCUGACAACCAAUCAGAGAAGAGUAAGGAUGAAGAAAAGCCGACCCGACCGCCUCAGUCGGCCAAUGAGAGCCAAAAGUCUCAGUGGAAUCAGCAGUGGACUAAGAAGACGUCAGACAAGAGUAAAGUGGUGUGUGUGAAGUUUCCAGCUCAGUCUGUGGAUGAGACGUAUCUGAGGAAUCUGACUCAACCCUUUGGAAAGAUCGUCAAGAUCCUCAUGUUCCCGUCUUUAGCGUUUGUGGAGCUGGGCUCCGUCGAUCAGGCGAAGGAUUUGGUGAAAUUCCACAUCAACUGUCCUCCAACUGUGAAUGGAGAGCAGAUGGAGUUCAGCAUCUCCAGCACCUUCAGCUUCCUGCAGAGUUCUCGGGUCGUGAGCUUCACUCCGGCUCCAACAGGAGAAGAAGGCCGAUCCGACCUGAUCAGCAUCGUCAAACGCUUCGGCCUGCCGCUCUACACCCUGUUCCUGCCGUCUAUGGCGUUUGUGGAGAUGAAAAAUGUUCCUGACGCUCAGAAGCUGGUUGAUUAUUAUUCUGCCAAAACUCUGAGGAUCAACAGCGACCUCGUCAAAGUGUCCCUCUCUGGAGAAUACAGGAGCCUCAUGCGAGUUGCUUCUGCCACGAGGUACGAGGAGGAAACGCCUUCGACCAAGAGGGCGAGGAGUCGAAGCCGAGAGCCGGAGGACAAGACAGAAAACCAGAGGAAAAGAUCCAGAUCCAGAGAAAGAUCCAGAGAUGAGUCCAGAGCAAAGAGGUCCAGGUCCAGUGAUGAGUCCAACAGGGGGAAGAAGUCCAGGUCUCGAUCUAAAUCCAGAGAUAAACCCACAGAGAAGAGAUCCAGAUCCAGAGAAAAGUCCAGCAGCACAUCUUCUGGACAGAAUGGAUCCAGAAAAAAGACGGAGGAACCAGAAAAAAGUGAGAAACUUGACUCUGACUCCAAACCUGAACCUGCAGAGCACAGACCGAGUGAAGAAGACGAAGAGUCGUCUGCAGAGGACAGCGACAUCGAGGGGAUGGAGGUGAUCGGAGAGGAUGUUGAGAAUGUGGACGAUGAAGACAUGGAGACUGCUGAGGAGGAAGAGGAGGAAGAUGAGGAAGAUGAACAUCCAGCAGAGAGAACUGACUCGACACAAGAAGAGAAGGAAAAUGUGGUGAAGGAGGAAGAGGAGGAGGAAGUGAAGGUGGAAGAGGAAGACUCCACCAGAGAAAGGGAGGAGUCAGCAGACGAUGAGGAGGGACCAGAUUUCCCUGUGGACCUGGAGAACUGCAUCACUCUGGAUGAACUGGAAGAAGAAGAAGAAGAAUCCGAUGACUCAGAGACUGCAGCUGAACCCAAGUCUUCGGCCACCAGAGUCGUUUUCUUCAAAAAACUGCCGCCGCGUUUCUACACCGACGCCGAGUUCGUCCAACUGGUCAAAGGUGUUGGAACGCCGGUGCGCUACUUCCUGAUUCGCCGACAGCAACAGGGUUUCAUCGAGAUGUCGUCGUCUGCUGAAGCGCUGAAAGCCGCCCGAGUGCUGAACCGUAAAACUUUUCUCGGAUCCAGACUCUUCGUCAACAUCUCCCACAAAUACACCCGACUGGUGAACGGGUACGACGUUCAGUCGGACUCCGACACGGAGAAGAGCGAGGGUCGAAGCAGCAGGAGGAGAGACAGGCUCAGUAAAUCCAGAACCUCGGACAGAGAAGAGGCCUGCAGGAGAGAGUCAGGGUCCAGAGAGACUCCAGAGAGAGAGUCUGCAUCUAGAAAGACUCCAGAGAGUGAAUCUAGAAAGACUCCAGAGAGAGAGUCGGGACCCAGAAAGACUCCAGCGAGUGAGUCUGCAUCUAGAAAGACUCCAGAGAGUGAAUCUAGAAAGACUCCAGAGAGAGAGUCGGGACCCAGAAAGACUCCAGAGAGUGAGUCUGCAUCUAGAAAGACUCCAGAGAGAGAGUCGGGACCCAGAAAGACUCCAGAGAGUGAAUCUAGAAAGACUCCAGAGAGAGAGUCGGGACCCAGAAAGACUCCAGCGAGUGAGUCUGCAUCUAGAAAGACUCCAGAGAGUGAAUCUAGAAAGACUCCAGAGAGAGAGUCGGGACCCAGAAAGACUCCUGAAAUAGAGUUGUUUCCAAAGGUGGGUCAAGAAGACAAGAAGUUGAAAGGAAACGUUGUGAGUGACAACGAAUCUUUGCCUGAAAAAAACCUGAAGUCACAAAAUGAAGGGGAGGCGACGGAGAAAGAUGCUCCUGAAAAAGAACCAGCGAUGAAUCCUGGGGAGACUUCAGAGACGGAGACGAGUCCAGAUCAACCACACACUGAACAGAAACCUGCGGAUUCUGAUCGUGCAGUGAAACUGGAGCAAUCACCUGCAGGGGGCGUCGCUGAGCCUGAGAAACCCACCAAACCUGUUGGAACAAAGUUUGUUCGGCCGGUCGUCGGUUAUUUCUGUCACCUGUGUCAGGUGAUCUACGCCGACGAGGAUGAAGCCAAAGUGCAGCACUGCAGCAGCCUGACGCACUACAGGAAAUACCAGGAGAAGACGGGAAUCGACCCGUGGACGAGCUGAGUCGCUCAAGAUGAAUUCAUCAGUUCACUGAACAGACAGAAACUAAAUGGAUGAGUCCCUUUGAAAAUCUACAUUGUCCAGAGUCGCCAGGUCAGACUGGUCUGUUGCUUUGGAGACCUUUUAAAAAGCUUUUCUGCUCGUGGACACUUCAGCAGGGUCGAGGGUUUGAAACCAGCCUCAGUGGAAACUGAUGAAGAUGAUCAGCGGUGCUACUUCCUGCUUUCACAAUUGUUAAUGUCAAAAACAUUUUCUGGAAAAGCUGUUUGUUGUGACUGUUUAUUUUUUAAGUGUCAUCGUCAUUAAUAUAAAUCACAGGUGACAUAAAUAACAAAACUUCAACAUUUGAAACAAGACAUUAAAUAAAAUACUUUGACAUUUUACUAUCAA